Messenger RNA from Mugil cephalus (flathead mullet), 1786 nucleotides. RefSeq names its product proteasome subunit beta type-11-like. The transcript has a single exon. Gene Ontology annotation, cellular component: proteasome core complex. The record is from RefSeq and is a predicted model, not a curated record. NCBI's taxonomy places the organism in Eukaryota, Metazoa, Chordata, Actinopteri, Mugiliformes, Mugilidae. The coding region runs from base 132 to 1289 and encodes 385 amino acids.
GAGGCACGACACUGCUGGAUAAUUAAUGUGAAUAUUUCGGAGAGGAUUUAAUUAGAGAAGAAUUUCAAAGCAGAAGAAAGAAGAAAUUCUACAAAAAAGUAAUUUUUGGAUAUUCAUGUAAAAAAAACUCGAUGGCUUUACAGGACUUGUGUAAUUUCCAGGACGUCUUUCAGGACAGUCUAACCACAGAACGCUCUUCAGUGGCAUUUGGAAUGAAGACUGACUAUAUGAGCAAUUUCUGCUUCAGAAACAGCACAACCUCAUUUAAUUUUUAUAUCCCAGUGGCGGGGUACCUGGACGAAAGUCCAAUAAAGUUUGGGCAAAUCAGCGCCGCCCAGAGAUCGAGUGCCAUCUUAUCUCAAGACUCCUUCUUGGCAUCCCCCUCGUUGCCAGCUAGCCUCCCUGUUGCCUCCUCUCGGCCCGUGCCUCUGCCAUUUCCCAUGUCUCACGGCACCACCACCUUGGCUUUCGUCUUCCAGGGUGGAGCUAUGGCUGCGGCAGACACUCGUUCCAGUUGCUCCGGGCUCGUGGCUUGCCCAGCCUCCCACAAGGUCCUGCCCAUUCACAGUCACUUAGUGGGCACCACGUCGGGUACUUCUGCCGACUGCGCGCUUUGGAAGAGGAUUCUGGCUCGAGAACUUCGACUCUACCAACUUCGCCACGGACAGCGGUUGUCCACGUACGGUGCUGCCAAAUUGCUUUCACACAUGCUUCACCCGUUUAAGGGGACUGAGCUGUGCGUGGCUGCUACGUUGUGUGGGUGGGAUGGAGGAGAAGUGGAUGAUGGAUGCCAUGGACGCGGAGGUACAGAGAAUCUAAGUGAUCAAACAGCGACGAGUCAAACGACUGAAGUGGAAAAGCUUGCAGAUGUCACAGAAGAAAAGGUCUCUCUGUUAAAGACUCGGAGCUCUUCUUCCUCUCAGCAGCACCUUUCCACAAAGAAAACAAGUGUCUCUGGACCCAGGGUGGUUUACGUGUACAGCGACGGUACUCGCCUGCAAGGAACACUCUUCUCCGUGGGCUCAGGAUCCCCCUACGCCUACUCCAUUUUGGACCAAGGGGUUCGGUGGGGGCUGACAGUGGACGAGGCCACAUCAAUAGCUCGAGAGGCUGUGUACAGAGCUACACACAGGGACGCGUACUCGGGGAACUGUGUAGACAUCUAUCACAUCACCUCAAAAGGAUGGACUUGCAGGAAGAGGGAGGAUUUGAAAGAGGAAUAUUACAGAGAAAAAGAAAGGCAACGACAUGAGGGAAGGCAGAGACAGGACGUGACUUCGUCUGAGUAAAGACAUGAAACAAACAAAAUUGGCAUGAGGAAAGAAAGGCAAACAUCGGCGGCUAUCUUGCAGGCACGUGACGACAGAAGAUACUAAAUUAACAAAGGGGACGGGCAGUUGUAACCUCGGGGCUAUCUCUCAAAUGAUUUGAGCAUGCAUAUCGUUCCCUCUAAUAAACAGCUGAUGUUUUGUUUGCACUGAGGAUAAAAUGUGUUCUGAGAGUGCCCUGCUGCUGGCUGGCAUUUUGAUUUAUACAUUAAAACAUUAUAAAUCACUGCAACUACGUGAGAUAAUUACUGCCUACUUCUGAAUCGCAUAAACGGGGAGAAGCAGAAAAUGACAAGUCAAAAAAUCUAAACGUCUGGCAGCUGAAGGUUAUAAUGUAUCGCUGUGAGCGAGGGGAAUCCAUUUAGCUGUUAAUAGUGAGGGGCUAAAAAUUGAGUUGUGUACGCUGUCAAAAUACUUUUGAAGUUUCUUUGACACUUCCAAUAAAUUAAUGAAUAAAU